This is a messenger RNA of Papilio machaon (common yellow swallowtail), 1973 nucleotides long. It is a transcript of the gene Dredd, whose product is annotated as caspase-8. Gene Ontology annotation, molecular function: cysteine-type endopeptidase activity. The record is from RefSeq and is a predicted model, not a curated record. Gene Ontology annotation, biological process: proteolysis. The transcript has a single exon. NCBI's taxonomy places the organism in Eukaryota, Metazoa, Arthropoda, Insecta, Lepidoptera, Papilionidae. The coding region runs from base 295 to 1908 and encodes 537 amino acids.
AAUCAAUAUUUAGAACAUCAGCGUUGACGGAUCCGGAAAACGGAAGAAUUUGAACUGUAACUUAGUGCAAUAAGGUACAAAAUAGGAUACUUGAGAAAAUUUGAGAUUAAUAAAAAAUUAUGCAUCCUGCAAGACGACACGACAUAAUUUUAUAGAAAUGUCAUCACAAAACUUAUAAUAAUUGCUUAGGAAAUUGUGUAAAAAGUUAUUUACUGUCAAAGUACACAUAUAACCAAGGUACCCAAUGUAAACAAUUUACAUUAAUUUUAUCAACAUCAGCUUCAAGGAAUAAACAUGAAUAUGUUACGUUCAGAGGCGAAGACUCAUCUCCAAGAUUGUUUUAGUGACAACAUACGAACAAUAAACCUUGAAAUGGUAUCAGAGAUUCAAAAUGAUAUAGAUUAUUAUGAUACAGUUUCAUUGGUUUUCUUGCUUUAUGACGUCCCUGAUACAGCUCUGCAAAGGCUUAUUGUAUUUCAACGUGUUUAUAAAGAUACUAACAUGAAUUUAUUAUAUGACUGGGCCUUAAACGUUCAUUCUCGACCUACAUGGAGGUAUGAAUUUUUAGAAGCACUUACCAUUUGCCGCUUAUAUCAUGUUAUUAAAAAACUAGGUUUUGAUGUUGCUAGUGUCAAGGAACGAUAUAUGCCUGGAAAUAUAAAUGUAUGUGUAUAUAUUAAUCCUAUAAAGAAAGCUCUUUACAAAUUUUGUGAAAAUGUAACUGCAAAUAAUCUUGUGAGAUUAAAAAAAUCAUUAUUGACAUAUGAAAUUGAUACAUCUGAGCAUGAAUCUUGUGAGCUGAUAUGUUUGGAAUUAAUAUCCCAAAAGUUUAUAAGCCUGACUCAAAAUAAUUUAGCAGCGAAGAUUAAGCAAUGUCAAGUGGAAAAACUGGUAAAGAUUGUAGAAAAUAUACCUGGCUUGAAAAAAAUAGCAGAAGAUCUACAAAUAAUUGCAAAUAAAAUUAAUAAUGACUCAAAUUUUUCAUCACCACAAAUAAUGAGUACUCCAAUUAGUUUAUCUACAGCAAAAACUAAGUUAAAAGAAGAUAAAUUUGAUGAAAGUUUCUGUGAUAUAUUUCAAUGUUUGAAUGAAUUACAAGAGGAAGAUAUUCCCGUUAUGAACUUGAAGUCUGACACAAAAAAUCUGACUAAAGAUGCUUAUCCUAUUAUAAAUACAGAUAGAAUUGGUGUUUGCUGUAUUGUAAAUCAAGAAGAAUUUCAUCCGUCAAAAGAUAGCAUUGAAAAUAAUUUUCAAACACAUAUGUUGGAUAAUCGUUUAGGUUCAACAAAAGACCAACAGAGCCUAGAGCAUUUAAUGUCAUCACUAAAUUUUAAAAUAAAAAGCUGCCGUAACCUGAACCAUAGAGAUAUGUUUAAAUUUAUCAGGGAUGUAAUAAAUAAUGAUGUUCGUCCCGAUGAUAGCAUUUUUAUGUUAUGUAUUUUAUCACAUGGCAUUAGAGGACAUGUGUAUGCUGCUGAUUCUGUAAAAGUAAAAGUUGAAGAUAUCCAGAAAUUGUUAGACUCUGACGAUGCAAGUAAUUUACAUGGAAAGCCCAAAAUCUUGAUUCUGCAGGCCUGUCAAGUUGAUGAACACAGACCUAUGCCCCAUUUGGUAGCUGAUGGACCGACAACAAAUUAUUUCCUUAGAAAAUCAGAUUUUCUUAUAUAUUGGGCCACUGCACCCGAAUAUGAAGCCUAUAGAGAUGAGCAAAAAGGAUCUAUAUUUAUUCAAAUUUUAUGUUAUACGAUAGGUAAGAAGGCAAGACAAGAACACUUGUAUGAUAUAUUUACAAAAGUAACAGAUUCUGUUUCUUACAUUUGUAGUAGAUUACAACAGAUCCAGGUGCCAAUAUUUGAAUCAACAUUACGUAAAAAACUUUACCUACAAUUGCCUCAAGUAUCACAAUGAAUUUUAACAUAUGCUAUUUUAAAUAUUCCUAUUAAAAAUCUUGCAAUGCGUGUGACAAUAUUAUA